This is a messenger RNA of Linum trigynum, 2503 nucleotides long. Lineage: Eukaryota; Viridiplantae; Streptophyta; Magnoliopsida; Malpighiales; Linaceae. The record is from the annotation of a GenBank genome assembly.
CCCUUAUUAGUCUCUACUCUUUAUCCAAUGACCAUCCUUGCCAAUAAUGUUUAACGGCUUAAUCACCAUCAGAAGAUAAUUUAAGUAAAAUACUAAACCAUGCCAUACACCGAAAAGUCACCUCCCUGUGGAGCCACGUUCUUCCUCCAUGAGAGUACAACAAAUCAACCUGUCUCUUUCUCCACAAACCACCCAUGGUCACAUGCUCGAUCUCAGAGUCUCAGUGUCUCCCGGCAUCUCUUUCAUCUUCAUAAUUGCAAUCCUAGUUCCAUAAAUUUAAGCAGGCAUUUGCAUCCCCAGCCCAGGCAGCAAUUAUUAACUCCACCUCUCUCUCUGCAAAUAUUUGCUUUCCUUAAUUUGGGCUGUUUUGGGCAUCUCCGCCAACCCAGUUCUGCGAUUUUGCUGUUAGAUUCUCACAGGUGGAGCGGAUCAUCAUUGCAUCUGGUAGAUCUUCCUUCCAUGUGUUUUUAAGAGUAAAAAAGAUUCAAUCUUUUGGCUUUGUUUUACCGUCUUCCUCUUUUGCUGCUGGGGAACAUGAUUAAAUCAGUGAGGAAACAAGUAGACAGAUGCAGAAGGGCCUUUUCCUGUAGCUGGUGGUGGCACCAUGGCUGAAUCAUCAUCUUCUUCUUCUUCUGCUUGUAAGCUGCUCUGUUUCUUCUCACUUCUCAAUCCCCUGCUUUUUCUGUGUUUGAAAUGUUGUGUCGUGUUCUUAUAGGAUGCUUUUCAGUCCUCUGGAAGGAUAUUGAACGAUCCUCUUAGUUAUAGAAAAAUGUCAGCAUAUGCCCACCAAAUGGAGAGGGAGUUCUCUGCUGGUAGCCUAUCUAGCGGAGAAGAUUCUGAAGAGAUGAGAAGCCGAUAUGUGAUGGAGUCGGGAUUCUACAUGACAUCAUUCGCUGCAACGAUGUUCAUUGCUCUCCUUGUCACAGCAGGAGUGUUGAUGAUCAGCUUGCUCAUUCUGCUGACAGUAAUGCUCCAAUCCUGUGAGAACAGGAGCAAAGGAGUUAUGGAAGAGACGACGCCACAACAAAUUCACACUGCUGGUUUUCUGAUGAGUUACCAUCAAUGCAAGAGCUUUGCAGAGCUCAACAACCUGAAAACACCAGACUUACUGCCUCCAAUGUGCUGGGAUCAUAUUGCUGAUUACCACAAUCAGGUGGCUGCAGGUGGUGAAUACGAGAGAGACCUGGCCGCUGGUCUCUGGGUUGUCGAGGGAUACUUCGAUGGAGUCAAACCUUCUGAUGAUAAUGGUCUAGAUGCUGCAGUGUUGAUUGACAUAGACAACAGCAUUAUCUUCAACUCCAAACAGUUUCAGCAACAAGUGCUGCUUCUGAGAGUGUACAAGAAACUUCAAGCUAGUGGAUGGUCGCUAGUUUUGAUAUCAAGAAAUCAAGAGAAGGAACGAAAUGCCACUGUGCAGCAACUCGUUUCUGCAGGAUACGGAGGCUGGUCCUCACUGGUUCUGAGAUCAGAUGACGAAAUGGAGCAUUCUGCAAUUGAAUACUUUUCAAGAGAAAGAGUUUUGGUGGAGACGCGGGGCAUUCGGGUAGCAGCAGUAAUCAGCAGCCAGAUGGAUGCUCUUACUACAGGUCCUCCAAGUUCAGGAACGCGUGUCUUCAAGCUACCAAACCCAGAAUACUACUACCAUGACUACUUUAAAGAUUUCAGGAUCUCAACAAAUCUGCCCAAAGAGACCAUUUCACACAGUGUCUGAUUCCCUAUUAACAGCUUCCUAGCUUCGUUACCAUUUACCAACGUGCAUUGUGAAUUGUUGUAGUUCCUAGCUUGAAAAAUCUGUUGUAAAUGAGAGAAAUGCUGUAUAUAUUUAAUACGAAGAGAAGUUAAUUGACAAUGCAGUAACUGCUUGCUGAUAAACACACAGAUUGAGUCUAAUGGUUAAGAGAACCAGCUGAUCGCAUCAGCCUCUUCAACCAUGCAAUCCAAAUACUAGGGUUUUUCAACUCGAGGAAUCAUGAAUAUGUCCAAUGCAAAUAAAUAGAGUUCACUUCUCUGCAGUCUGAGUGUUUAACAAACCUGCAUCGUAUUGCUGCAUUAUCAGUGAACUCCUUGAUUCACCAGCUUUUUCUAGUUGGAUCAUCAUGGUCGAGCCUUCUGCACUGAAUAAGAGGUUCAGCACCAUAGUUGUCGACAACUGCUGUUCCAUCAACGAGUAGGUCUAAUUUGUCAACAAACUGGAGUCCCUUCAGCCGAAACGGGGCAGUUCUGGGUAUUCCUACAACAGAGAGCAAGCAAUGACGAUAUUAUUAUCAACCAAGGACGCAUGCCAAGGUGAUUGAUGCUACAAAUGACAGACAUGGAUGUAGUAAUUCAAUUCCCUUGCAGUGGCUCCAAAUUUUUUGGCAACUGGAUCCCAUUUCAUGUAACCAGUGGUAACCAACUUAGACCAAAUCCUCCACUGCUUAUUCACAGAAUCCCAAUGGUUUUUGAACUGGACCGUGUUUAACAUGACACCAGUUCUUGUGUAGAAUGAAUCAAUAAGGUUUAU